CUCUCCUCCCCUGCCGGUGCCAUGGCGGGGCCGCGGGCGCUGCCGGUCACGCAGCAGGUCGGGCGGGCGCGGGGCUGCGGGCGGGGGGAGCCGGCGGAGCUGCGGGAGGAGGCUGCCCGCUGCCCGGUGCUGGACCGGGACGGCAGGAGCGUCCCCUUCCAGGCCCUGUACGGGGAUCGGAAGGCGAUCGUGGUGUUCGUGCGGAAUUUUUUGUGUUACACCUGUAAGGAAUAUGUAGAAGAUCUGGCAAAAGUUCCCAAGGCAUUUUUACAAGAAGCAAAUGUGAGGCUUAUAGUUAUUGGGCAGUCAUCUUAUCAUCACAUCAAGCCCUUUUGCAGUUUAACUGGGUAUACGCAUGAAAUGUAUGUAGAUCCACAAAGGGAAAUUUAUAAAAUGCUUGGCAUGAAAAGAGGUGAAGGUAAUAACAUAUCAGUGCGGAGCCCUCAUGUGAAAUCAAACACACUCCUGGGAAGCAUCAGGAGUAUAUGGAGAGCAAUGACUGGCCCGGCUUUUGAUUUCCAAGGAGACCCUGCUCAGCAGGGAGGAGCUUUGAUCAUAGGCCCAGGCAAUGAAGUUCAUUUUUUGCACCUUGAUAAAAACAGGCUGGAUCAUGUUCCCAUUAAUACAAUUUUGCAGCUGGCAGGAGUUAAAACAGUGAAUUUCUCAAACAAACCCCAGAUCAUUGACAUAUGACACUGACAUAACAUAUACUUUUUUUUAAACUUGUGCUCUACAGGAACAAUUCUCCAGUGAAUUCCAACAAGCAUUGGUAAUGUUGUGUCUUUGUAGGACAUCUGAAACCUUAUCUAGAAAAUCAGAGCACAGAAUAAACUACCUGGCACUGAAGACGGACACAAAAGUGCUAUUCCCAUUGAGUACAAGAUAAUAAAAACUAAAACACAACUGAGGCUGAUUGCAAAAAAUCCUGGAGAUUAUUAUUGUCUCAUGAAACAAUCUUGCUAAUAUAUUUUAAAAAUCAUUGUUCCAGAUGCAGUAAACUAAAAAAUCUGAUUUUGGUCAGGAAGAACAUGCCUUCAGCAGAUCAACACUGUCUUUCAAUCCAGUACUUCUCAGCACUGUUUUAAAGCUUCAAGCACUGUAUGACAAUCUUGUAUUAAAAUAUACCCUGAAAAGUCACAGUGUUGAACACUGGGAGUUAAGCUUAUACCUACUUUUGCAUCUGACACUGGCAGACAUUAUGAAAUACAUUUCAUAAUUUUAAAUAAAUAUUUUAAAUACAUCA
Molecule: messenger RNA, 1243 nt
Organism: Corapipo altera (White-ruffed manakin)
Lineage: Eukaryota; Metazoa; Chordata; Aves; Passeriformes; Pipridae
Gene: PRXL2C
Product: peroxiredoxin like 2C
Exons: 6
Coding region: 22-693 (223 amino acids)
Source: RefSeq, a predicted model, not a curated record